Durio zibethinus is the source of this 3264-nucleotide messenger RNA. RefSeq names its product Myb/SANT-like DNA-binding domain protein. Lineage: Eukaryota; Viridiplantae; Streptophyta; Magnoliopsida; Malvales; Malvaceae. The record is from RefSeq and is a predicted model, not a curated record.
GGUUUGCCUGGAUUAUCCUGCUCCUUUAAUAAUUGGGCUUUAUUUGGGCUAAAUGGCCUUUUAGUUGAUUGGGUGCAGAUAAUUCACGGGCCAACCAGCGUUCUUUGUUAUAAAUAAACGGAUCUGGCUAACGAGCCCAUCAUUCAAUAAACAAACUCAAGAACUAUGGGCCAACGGGUUUUUUGAGUACCCAAGGGGGUCCAAUUGCAGUCAGUAGAAAUAAGAUAACGGAUGGGAUUUACGUUUAUCAUCUUCCUUUAUUAAUUGGGCUUAAUUUGGGCCCUUAUGGGCUUAUGGCUGAUUAGGCCCAUAGAAUUUCUUCUGCCAGGCGAGCAUUCUCUGUUAUAAAAUAAACGGAUCCGGCUAACGGGAACUGGCAUUUAUCAACAAACGCAAGAACUAUGGGCCAACGGGUCUCUUAGUGGACCAAAGGGGGCCAAUUGCAGCCAUUAGAAAUAAGAAAACGACAAAAAAAAAGAAAAAGGAAAAAGUGAACGACGGGUAUUGGUUGGUCAUGGUUGGGUGUGUAACCAAACAAGAACAGAACGGGAGAAAGAUUAGAGCUUAUUCCGGAUUUAGGUUAACUCUUCACCGUCUCACUAUCACCAUCUCUGGUUUUCUUACGCGCCAAACUCUGCAAUUCUCCAUCCCUCUCUCUCUACUUUUCAGGAGAGAUGGGUAGCCAAAUCCCUGCAAGUAAUGAUCGUACGAGGACAUAUUGGACACCUAUAAUGGAGCGCUAUUUUAUUGAUCUUAUGCUGGAGCAGAUGCAUAGAGGGAAUAGGAUUGGGCAUACAUUCAGCAAACAGGCCUGGACAGACAUGCUUACCGUGUUCAAUGCAAAGUUUGGAUCUCAGUAUGACAAAGAUGUCUUAAAAAGUCGUUACACAAACUUAUGGAAGCAAUUCAACGAUGUGAAGAAUCUUCUUGGUCAGAGUGGGUUUUCUUGGGAUGAAUCUCGACAAAUGGUGGUAGCUGAUGAUUAUGUCUGGAAUGCCUACAUCAAGGCUCACCCGGACGCUCGAUCCUACAAGACAAAGGCAGUACUGAAUUUCAAUGAUUUGUGCUUGAUAUAUGGGUAUACAACUGCAGACGGAAGAUAUAGUCGAUCUAGUCAUGAUGUGGACUUUGAUGAUGAAGUCCAAGGAUUAAAUAUGGGUGAUGCGAUGGGUAGCUUCCCCUCAAUGAGUAAUGAGCAUUCACGAACUGAAUGGAAUGCAGAAAUGGACCAAUUUUUUAUUGAGCUUAUGCUUGACCAAGUAGGAAGAGGCAAUAAGGUUGAUAAUACAUUCAACAAACAGGCAUGGACAGACAUGCUUGCUUCAUUUAAUGCUAAAUUCGGUCCUCAACAUGGCAAGAGGGUUUUAAGACAUAGAUACAAGAAACUGUGGAAGUACUACAGUGAUGUGACAGUUAUUCUGAAACAGAAUGGCUUUUCCUGGGAUGAAACACAGCUAAUGAUCAUGGCUGAUAAUGAUGUUUGGGAGUCUUAUAUUAAGGCACAUCCUCAUGCACGAACAUAUAGAAUGAAAACCCUUCCAAACUACAACGAUUUGGUCCUAAUAUAUGGUGAAGCAGUUGAUGAAGGAAGUCUUAAUAAUUUGCCCCAGGAAUAUGACAUCUCUGGAACAACGGCUGGUGACGGGAAGGGAAGUGUGACUCCUAGUAGUGAUCGUACAAGAACAUUUUGGACGCCACCAAUGGAUCGAUAUCUCAUUGACUUGUUGCUAGACCAGGUCCAUAGAGGGAAUAAACUUGGACAGACAUUCAUAACACGGGCUUGGAUUGACAUGGUUACAUCGUUCAAUGUCAAAUUUGGAUCUCACUAUGAUAAAGAUGUUCUCAAGAAUCGAUACAAACAUUUAAGGAGACUGUACAACGACAUAAAGAUUCUUCUCGAGCAAAGUGGGUUCUCGUGGGAUGAAGCAAGGGAUAUGGUAACAGCUGAAGAUAGUGUUUGGGAUGCUUAUAUCAAGUCACAUCCAGAUGCUCGAUCAUACAGAGUUAAAACUGUGCCAAGCUAUCACAAAUUGCGAGUAAUAUUUGGACAAGAAAUUUAUGAUAGAAGAUACAACAGAUUGGCUCAAAAUGUAGGGACUGAUGGCGAUGUAACUGUUUCAAUGACCUGUUGUGGUAAUGAAAAAAAUGAUCAUUUUCCUGGCAGUAUUCAUCAUCUUGGACUUGAAUGGACAGCCCCAAUGGACCGGUUUUUUAUUGACCUUAUGUUAGAACAGGUUUGUGAAGGGAAUAAGAUAGAUCAGGCAUUCAAUGAACAGGCAUGGGUUCAUAUGGUUGAAUCAUUCAAUGAAAAAUUUGGGCUUCAAUUGGACAAGAACAUAUUAGAAAAUCAGUACAUCUGCUUGAUGAAACAAUAUGAUGACAUUAGUGAUCUUCUCAAUCAUAGUGGAUUUGUUUGGGAUGAAGCUAAGCAAAUGGUUGUGGCAAGCGAUGAUGUUUGGGAAGUUUACAUUAAGGAACACCCGGUUGCAGUGUCUUAUAGGGAUAAAUUCUUGGGCAUUUAUAGUGAUUUGUGCAAGAUAUUUGAAGAUAAAGUAUUAGAUGCAACAUCCAAUGGUCAGGUUCUAGGUGUGGAAACUGACCAUGGUGCCCCAAAAGUUAUAUUGGACAGAGCAUGUGGAAACCUACAAACUCCUGGUGGGGACAUUCAUUUAUCUGAUCAACAAAGAAAGCGAUCAACUGCAACACUAGACUUAGGACCGGCAAGCAAAGCACAAAAAACGGACCAGGAGAUGCAGCAGAUGCUUUCCAAGAUGGCUGGUGUAGUCACAAGAUUAGCAAGUCAGAAAGGAAAUAAGAACAAUUCAACAAUAGAGAGUGCAGUUGAUGCACUUCAAGCUCUUCCGGACAUAGAUGAUGAGCUUCUGUUGGAUGCUUGUGAUCUAUUGGAAGAUGAGAGAAAAGCAAAAACUUUUUUGGCAUUGGAUGUUACAUUGCGAAAGAAGUGGCUGCUUAGAAAACUUCGCUCAUAGCAGCAGCCCUUUCGAUGUUUCAAUUCUUAGAAUAUUGAUACUUCCUUUUCCUUUCCUCGAUGGGUAGAGUAUCUAUUCCAAGUUCUGCUAGUAGCUUGAGUUCUUGGCUAUGUCUCAUAUGCAUGGAGGCAAGGUUUUCUGAACCUGGUCCCACAAUUUUGUAGCAUAUACAUGUAAUGAAAACAUGCAGCAUUAUAAGAUAUCCCCCUCAAAACUAGUAGUAUCAUUCUUUUAUAGACAUACAAUAAUCUAAUGUCGCCAAGGAUUCUUUUCC